Messenger RNA from Colletotrichum orchidophilum, 474 nucleotides. Its product is annotated as ribosomal protein L23. Gene Ontology annotation, biological process: translation; ribosomal large subunit assembly. The record is from RefSeq and is a predicted model, not a curated record. The transcript has 3 exons. Gene Ontology annotation, cellular component: ribosome; cytosolic large ribosomal subunit. Bases 1 to 474 code for a protein of 157 amino acids. Gene Ontology annotation, molecular function: structural constituent of ribosome. NCBI's taxonomy places the organism in Eukaryota, Fungi, Ascomycota, Sordariomycetes, Glomerellales, Glomerellaceae.
AUGGCCCCCAAGGAUUCGAAGAAAGGCGGUGCCUCCAAGGCGCCUAAGGGCUCCAAGCAGGCCAACAACGCUGCCAAGGCCGCCCUUAAGGGUGCCCACGGCCACUACAAGAACAAGGUCCGCUACACCACCUCGUUCCACCGCCCCAAGACUCUCGUCGUCUCGCGCGCUCCCAAGUACCCCCGCAAGUCGAUUCCCCACGAGCCCCGCCUUGAUGAGCACAAGAUUAUCGUCCACCCCCUCAACACCGAGUCCGCCAUGAAGAAGAUUGAGGAGAACAACACCCUCGUCUUCAUCGUCGACGUCAAGUCCAACAAGGCCCAGAUCAAGCAGGCCCUCAAGAAGCUCUACGAUAUCGACACCGUCAAGAUCAACACCCUGAUCCGCCCCGACGGUUCCAAGAAGGCCUACGCCCGCCUUACCCCCGACGUCGAUGCUCUUGACAUCGCCGCCACCAAGCUGGCUCUUGUUUAA